This is a messenger RNA of Girardinichthys multiradiatus, 2961 nucleotides long. RefSeq names its product male germ cell-associated kinase (gene mak). The record is from RefSeq and is a predicted model, not a curated record. Gene Ontology annotation, cellular component: cilium; nucleus; cytoplasm. Bases 409 to 2454 code for a protein of 681 amino acids. Gene Ontology annotation, molecular function: ATP binding; protein serine/threonine kinase activity. NCBI's taxonomy places the organism in Eukaryota, Metazoa, Chordata, Actinopteri, Cyprinodontiformes, Goodeidae. The transcript is spliced from 16 exons. Gene Ontology annotation, biological process: intracellular signal transduction; cilium assembly; intraciliary transport.
UGUGUGUAAGUUUCCAUGGAGAGAGGUCGCGCUCACACGCACGCAGUUUAUCGUGAGAACUGUGCUACAGAUACUCCGUCCAGUUUAUCAGGAGCUAUCAGCGGGGCCAGACAACGGCCGAGGAAAGGAGCCGACAGCCCUAACUGAUGCCUCUUUGCUACAAACUUAACUACAUCCCCAAGAUACAACCUUUGUAAUCAUGGACCAGGGACUGCAAGAUGAUCUUUAAACCCCGGACUCGGUAGAUGUGAAACAUUUUCAGUUGAAGAACAACUGAAAUCUUUUGGAGGUCAGACCAAACAUUACGUCAGUUGAACAGAACAGGAAAGGGAAUUGACUGUAGAAAUAGAGCUGCUGAUCUAACACAUAAGGAGAAUCAAGAACCUGAUGAAACCAUUUUAAGAGGAGAUGAAUCGCUACACAACCCUGAAGCAGCUAGGUGAUGGCACCUACGGCAGCGUGCUGAUGGGAAGAAGCAACGAGUCUGGAGAACUUGUAGCUAUUAAGAGGAUGAAGAGAAAGUUCUACUCAUGGGAUGAAUGUAUGAAUCUAAGGGAAGUCAAGUCUUUGAAGAAGCUGAACCAUGCGAAUGUGGUGAAACUGAAGGAGGUAAUCAGAGAGAAUGAUCACCUCUACUUUGUUUUCGAGUACAUGAAAGAAAACCUGUAUCAGCUGAUGAAGGACAGAGAGAAUAAGAUGUUCACAGAGAAUGAAAUUAGGAACAUCAUGUUUCAAGUGCUGUCUGGGUUGGCUUUUGUGCAUAAGCACGGUUUCUUCCAUCGAGACAUGAAACCUGAGAAUCUGCUGUGCAUGGGUCCAGAGCUGGUGAAAAUAGCAGACUUUGGACUGGCCAGAGAGAUCCGCUCCAAACCUCCUUACACGGAUUACGUAUCAACAAGAUGGUACCGAGCUCCUGAGGUGUUGCUAAGGUCAUCCACCUACAGCUCUCCUAUUGAUCUAUGGGCUGUGGGCUGCAUCAUGGCUGAACUCUACACCCUUAGACCUCUUUUUCCUGGAAAUAGUGAAGUGGAUGAGAUCUUUAAGAUCUGCCAAGUCCUGGGCACAGUUAAAAAGUUGGAUUGGCCAGAGGGGUUCCAACUAGCAUCUGCUAUGAAUUUUCGCUUCCCCCAAUGUGUGCCGACCAACCUGAAGACCCUUAUUCCAAAUGCCAGCAAGGAGGCUAUUGCACUGAUGCAGGACAUGCUGCAAUGGGACCCCAAAAAGAGGCCCACUGCUGUACAGACCUUGAGGUACCCUUAUUUCCAAGUAGGUCAGGUGUUGGGGCCUCGUCCUCAGAGCCAAGAGGUUAAGAAGGUCCAGACUCGGCCAAUGGUUCAGAAGCAGUUCUCUGAUUCAAAGACAGAUCCCCAGCAGUCGUCGGCAGAGUCCAAAGCUUCCACAUCCUCCUCUAGAAACUAUCAACAGCAUCAGCCUCUUCAGCAGAUCCCACUUCCUCAGGUUGACAAUAAAACAGGAGGUGUCAGCCACGCAAAGGUGGCAUCAAUGGGCAGCGAAAAUGCUUUAGGAGGCAGCGGGAUGGGGCUGCUGAAGAGUGGUCGUCGUCGCUGGGGACAGGCAGUUUCCAAGACAUCAGACAGCUGGGAUGAAUCCGACCAAUCGGAAACCGCUGCCUCCAAUUCCAAGAAGCCUAGCCUUGGGACUGCAGAGGAGGACAGGAGCUCUAAAGAGCACUGCUCACAGCCCAAGGAGCAGAAACCUCUAUAUUCAUUCAGCUCAGUUACAAAAAUACCCAACAAUGUUAAAGUUGGCCCAACGGAUUCUAAUCUCCCUGGAUCAGCAGCACGGCAGCACUAUCUUACCCAGUCCCGUUACUUACCAGGUUUAAUUGGCAGGAAUCAGACUUCCUCUGGAGAGAAGGAGUUGGGUGGAAUGACAUUGCGGGGCCUUUGGGAGAACUCCUCAAACACUGUAAAUAAACCCAUCUGCUCUAUUGGAGGAGGAUUAGCCGUCACCAGAGCCAACGCAGAAGAGAAUGGCACUAAAUCGGUGGAGAGCACUCCAGAGAAAACUGUUAUGAAAGAAAGAAAACUGGAGAAAAUUGAUCUGUCAAAAGGGAACUUUGUGAGCACCAAAUACAACCUUUCCAGUGGUUACAUCCCUUCUUUCCAGAAGAAAGAGGUUGGCACGGUGGGACAGAGAAUUCAGCUUGCCCCUUUGGCUGGCCAGCACUCAAUCCAUCUUUCUUCUAAUUCUUCUCCUGAUCAUAAAAAAAAGACAAAAUGUGCAAAACUCAAGCCCAUUCCCAACUCUUCACUGAGUGAAACUAAUGAAGAUUUGGAGGGCUGGAAGCGGCGGGCCGACAGGACUCAGGUUAAGGACAGCAGCUUUAUAGCAUUGGGGAAAACGUCUGGUAAUCUGCUGAGCAGAGCUCCUGCAGUGCCGCCAGUCCACGGCAGGGUGGACUGGACAUCUAAGUACGGCGGAAACCGAUAAUGCAAGGAAGCAGGGCACAAAAACUCUUCGCUGUACUUGGUUUUGCGUCCGCAUCUUUGAUAGCAAAUGUAGAUCCUGAGCAUCUCUUUCAACAAAAGGAUGUAUAUUUUUACCCCAAGAUGUGGUAAACCGACCAGCUUUUUAAGUGACGUCUUUUUCCUAUGGUUGUACGUGUUUGCCAAGACUGCUACUGUCUGCUAGACAAUAUCAAAGUAUUCUUCUGGGAUCUAGUGGGAGCCAGUCCAACUGUUAAUGGUUACGGAUUCUAAGUAGGGUUUGAAUGGGGCGAGAGAGUACCUUUUUUAAACUUUUUAUUUUGUUGUAAAUAAUCGUUUCAGAAAUCUGUGAAGCGAACUUCCCAGUUUCAUUCUUUGGAUUUUAGGUAACAGUUAAGAAUGAUAAUGUUGAUAUUGUAAAGCAACUCCUGGACUCUUUGUAUCAUGCAAUGAAAAAAUAAACAUUUUGUAAAUAUUUUAUACUAAUAAACAUAUAGAAGUUCAAAAUGUA